UGAGGACUCGGGCAUACAAGCCAGCUGGCUGUACCGUCCGUGAAAAAUGGCCCUCUUAAGUGCCCAGCCCCAGACGCUAGAAACCGAAGCUAAGACUUCGGUAGCAAAAAGACUAAACUGGACUCACAAAGAAAAGUUUUCUCUAUAUACCUUUUCCACCCUAAUUUCUUGAAGGCUUUAAGUCCUCUCCCCGACUCCUUUCACACCUUGGAGACUAUCUGGGGCUAAAGAAUUUAAACUAGCAACUCCCUCCCUAUUCUCGGUGAAGUAGGAUUGACACCCGAGGUGUAAAUGGCCUGCUCACCUCACUUGGCACCUCUGAGGCGGACCCGAGGCAAUCUAAAGGAUACUUUUUUUUUUUUUUUAACUUUAACACUUUAAAAGAGGCUUAAUAUGUACCCGGUAGUUUUGCAAAUUCUUAACUGAAGCAUAACUGAGGUCACUUGCCCCGGGUCACACAGUGGCAGGUUUGGCAAUAUAGCUGGACACUGCCAACUACAUAAAAACCCAUUAACUUGAGUCUUCUGAGGACCAAUGACACACUACAGUGUUUACGUAAACAUGUACAAGUGGUCUGCAUGCUUGAAAGAGGUGCAGGUGAAAACGCAGGCACAAAUGCAAUCACAAAUUCUCUCACCCGUUUACUGUGCCAUGCCAUUAUUUCUCAAAGUGUGGUCCCCAGAACCACAAUUCAUCUCGUUUUUAACUCUUCUUCUUUUCAGUUGGAGCAACACUUCUCUGAAAAACCUUGGACCUCUAAAGAAUGCUUAGCAACAUGUUCAAUACAUGCUACUCACCUUGGGGGGGGUGGGGAACAAUGGCAGAAUUAUCUCACUUUAGUAACACGUAUUACUUUAGUUCAUUUAAUCCACACAGCUGUAAGAGGUAGAGGUAUUAUUUGCUUAUUUGCACUUUACAAUUGAGGAAAUUGAGAUUUAGAGAAGUGAACUGCCCAAAUCUAGUUGGCUAGUAAAUAAUGGAUCCCCGCUCAAGCCAUACCACUUCCAAAGCCCAAACUUCCAGCCAAGAUUAGCACUGAAAGUGAUAACUCAGACUCUGAGUUGUGUGUAUUUUACCACAAGCUUCAGCAGAUGACAUUGUGGUUAAGAGAACUGGAUUUGGGCAUGUGCGGGGGGAAGCAAGAUGGCAGAGUAGGAAGACCCUGAGCACAGCUGCUCCCACAGGCACCAGAGAGCUGGAUUUACAGCUAACUAGGAGUUGUUAGACUUCAAGGGAGGUAAUCGCUCUGAGCUGCAAUCAUACCCCUAUGUAACAUGGGGCUAAUAUUAGUACUUAUGCCUCAUAGGGUUAUGAGAGAUAAUAGAUAAAAAGCAGUUGGAAUAGUGUCUGACACUUAGUAAACAAUAAAUAUAAACUAUGCUAGAAACACCAAACUCUAAAACAAAGUCUAAAUAUCCAACAAGUACAAAAUACAGUUUAGCAACCAUAGCUUUUCUAGAGUGUUUACAAAUUCUAAACCCCAAAUAUCCAUUAAGACUUUAUUACAUGUACCACAGAAUCUCCACCACUGUGUGCUACCAUUGUAUUAUUACAUUCUAAUUAUUGUUCAUUAAUAAGGGGGAAAUAAUGCUGGAAUUGUACCUUUUAGUCCACCCACCUACACAAUCAAUAAGGUGGAUUUUUCCUCUGCCAUUUAUUCUGGAAUUUAUUCAACAAAUAUAUUUUUUCAGACCUUUAUAAGAUCACUACUCCUGGAAUUUAUGGAUAACAAAUGAAGAACAAGAUAAUUUAAAUUUUACAUAGGAAGUCAGUAGACACAGGAAAAUACUCAAGAGACUGGUCUUUUCUCCAAGCUUCUUCAUCCUCAAUUCUUUGACUAUAAAGAAAAAUUAAUGUGUUAUGUGAAUCAGUAGGAUGACGGUGAAAUGUUUAUUGGAGGCUUGAGCUGGGAUACAAGCAAGAAAGAUCUGACUGAAUAUUUGUCUCGAUUUGGAGAAGUUGUAGACUGCACAGUGAAAACAGAUCCAGUCGCUGGAAGAUCAAGAGGAUUUGGAUUUGUGCAUUUCAAAGAUGCUGCUAGUGUUGAUAAGGUUUUGAAACUGAAAGAACACAAGCUGGAUGGCAAAUUGAUAGACCCUAAUAGGGCCAAAGUGGGGAAGGAACCCCCCAAAAAGGUUUUUGUGGGUGGAUUGAGCCCAGAUACUUUGGAAGAACAAAUUAAAGAAUAUUUUGGAGCCUUUGGAGAGAUUGAAAAUAUUGAACUUCCCAUGGAUACAAAAACAAAUGAAAGAAGAGGAUUUUGUUUUAUUACAUAUACAGACGGAGAGCCAGUAAAGAAAUUGGUAGAAAGCAGAUAUCAAAUUGGUUCUGGGAAGUGUGAAAUCAAAGUUGCACAACCCAAAGAGGUAUAUAGGCAGCAACAGCAACAACAAAAAGAAGGAAGAGGUGCUGCAGCUGGUGGACGAGGAGGUACUAGGGGUCGUGGCCAAGGUCAGGGCCAAAACUGGAACCAAGGAUUUAAUAACUAUUAUGAUCAAGGAUAUGGAAAUUACAAUAGUGCUUAUGGCGGUGAUCAAAACUAUAGUGGCUAUGGCGGCUAUGGUUAUACUGGGUAUAACUAUGGGAACUAUGGGUAGCACGGAUAUGCAGACUACAGUGGCCAACAGAGCACUUAUGGCAAGGCAUCUCGAGGGGAUGGCAAUCACCAAAAUAAUUACCAGCCAUAUUAAAAAGGGACGUUGGAGAAAACAGGAAGAGAUUGCUAAAGCAGCCCAUCUUGCAAGGACAACAUUGAAGUUUGGUCUUCUAUUGAUCUAAGAUGAUUAUUUUGUAAGUUGUACAAGACACAACUGUGUCCAACUGUAUGUAGCCGCCAAUUAGUUUUGUUUUUACUUUGUCUUUUGCUAUCUGUGUUAUGACUCGAUGUGGAUUUGUGUUUAUACAAAUUUUAUUUGUAUGAUUUCAUGUUAAACCUCAAAUAAAUGCGAUUGUUUUUCUGA
Orcinus orca (killer whale) is the source of this 2960-nucleotide messenger RNA. Its product is annotated as heterogeneous nuclear ribonucleoprotein D-like. Gene Ontology annotation, biological process: regulation of gene expression. Gene Ontology annotation, cellular component: nucleoplasm. Gene Ontology annotation, molecular function: poly(A) binding; poly(G) binding. Lineage: Eukaryota; Metazoa; Chordata; Mammalia; Artiodactyla; Delphinidae. The record is from RefSeq and is a predicted model, not a curated record.